Messenger RNA from Coregonus clupeaformis (lake whitefish), 1181 nucleotides. It is a transcript of the gene clta, whose product is annotated as clathrin, light chain A. Lineage: Eukaryota; Metazoa; Chordata; Actinopteri; Salmoniformes; Salmonidae. Gene Ontology annotation, cellular component: clathrin coat of coated pit; plasma membrane; synaptic vesicle membrane. The record is from RefSeq and is a predicted model, not a curated record. Gene Ontology annotation, molecular function: structural molecule activity; clathrin heavy chain binding. Gene Ontology annotation, biological process: intracellular protein transport; clathrin coat assembly; clathrin-dependent endocytosis.
UCCAGCGUUUCCGCUUUUUCAUUCUCUCCUCCCUUAUCUCUCGAGCUGAUCCACUGAUCUACUCCCCCAUUAGAUAUUGUAACGUUAUCGAUAGCUAGCCACCAUCAUCGAAUAGCUAGAUAUGGACGAUUUUGACAUGCUCAGCGCACCACAGGCUGCGGCCGGCAAUGGGACGGAGGAAGACCCCGCUGCCGCAUUCUUGGCCCAGCAAGAAAGCGAGAUCGCGGGGAUUGAGAACGACGAAGGAUUCAGCAUCCUGGACAGCGGAGAGGUUCCAACGUCGCUAGACAACAAUCUGACAGGCGACGCAAACGAUGCAGUGGAUGGUGCUCUUAACGGAGACAUUCAUGAGAGCAAUGGCCCGUCUGAUGCAUACUCAGCCAUCUCCAGUGCCGACCGGCUGCAGGCUGAGCCAGAGAGCUUGCGUAAAUGGAGGGAGGAGCAGAGAGAGAGGCUGGAGGUCCUAGAUGCUAACUCUCGUAAGCAGGAGUCUGAGUGGAAGGACAAGGCCAAGGUAGAGCUGGAGGAGUGGCACACUAGACAGGACGAGCAGCUGGAGAAGACUAAAGUGAACAACAGGGUGCUGGAUGAGGAUUUCUACAAACAACCCUUCUCUGACCUGAUUGGUUAUGUAGCGGCCGAGGAGGCCAUGCUGUCGGACAUGGACGAGAACAACCCCGGCACCGAGUGGGAGCGCGUGGCGCGCCUCUGCGACUUCAACCCAAAGUCCAGCAAGCAGGCCAAAGACGUUUCCCGCAUGCGCUCUGUCCUCAUCUCCCUCAAGCAGGCCCCUCUGGUCCGCUAAACCCCUCCCCCCUCUCUUUCUAUUAGACAUCUCAGUUCAGUCCCUCCCCCUUCGCACUAACCAUUCAAUGUUUGCAUAUCUGAAGGCUCUGGAUACGUAAAAGCAGUGUAGUGGUGGAGCUUCCACAAUCCACCAUGUUGCUUUCACCUUACAGAUCUGUUAACAUUGAGGGUCCAAGGGAGUGAAUUGAGACGGUUGUAUCUCUACCCUUCCCUGACCCUAACCCUCUCUGGACCCAGAUUGCAACCAACCUCUCAUAGGGCAAUGUAUCAUUCCCCCCCAACCCACCUACCUGACCUGGGGUCGUUGUAAAUGGAUUGAUGAUAUCAUUCCCCUCUUCCAUCUCCCUUUCCAUCAUUAAAGAACAAAAGAAGUA